Messenger RNA from Monomorium pharaonis (pharaoh ant), 2548 nucleotides. Its product is annotated as kynurenine/alpha-aminoadipate aminotransferase, mitochondrial. Gene Ontology annotation, biological process: biosynthetic process. The record is from RefSeq and is a predicted model, not a curated record. Gene Ontology annotation, molecular function: L-kynurenine:2-oxoglutarate transaminase activity; pyridoxal phosphate binding. Bases 340 to 1611 code for a protein of 423 amino acids. The transcript is spliced from 8 exons. Lineage: Eukaryota; Metazoa; Arthropoda; Insecta; Hymenoptera; Formicidae.
AGAGCGCUGUCAGUGUUGAUGGGGUAGCAGAGCAUUCACUUUGGAAGAAUACGUUCUUGACGAGUCUGUCCGUGUGUUUAUUCCUCACGAGAAACGAUAUUAAUACAGAGAGAAAACGAGGGCUACGGUCAAAGUUGUCAUUUAUACUUUCCAAAUUGUGGUUAACACCGCUGACGAUCAAUAACAAUCAAUCUAUUAAUAAUAUUGUGUUUAACCGUGAUUGUGUAUCGAGCAGUAAACAUCGAGCAGUAACAUAUUUGAGCUCGCGCGCUUGAUCAAUAACUGAUCAAUUUGAAACUAUAGAUUUAUCAGAAGAGUUCGCACGUUAGAGCAGAGAAAAUGGAUUAUUCUUAUUUCUUGACGGACGUUUCCAAACGUAGACGACCUGCCAUGACGCGGGAGCUAACUAAAAAGGCGUAUUCCGCGCCGAAAAGCACUAUUUCUUUAGCAGAAGGAAUGCCCAACGAAGAAACGUUCCCGUUCACGAAUAUCUCAAUUAAACUCAACGAUGGUUCGUCCAUUACUCUCGAAAAAGCCGAAUUAGGUGCCGCUCUCCAGUACAUACCCACGCAAGGUUAUCCUCCUUUUCUGCAGGCCCUGAGGGAAUUCCAGAGAAGGGCACACGCGCCACCCUUAUGGGAGAGACGCGACAUAGUCGUCGUUUCGGGGUCUCAGGACGGGCUUAGCAAGGCUCUGGAGGCUAUAAUCGGCACUGGUGAUCCGAUUUUGGUCCCCACUCCCUUCUAUCCUGGCGUCGAAAUUGUGAUAGCACCUCACAAAGCGGAGCUUAUAGCGAUCCCGCAAGACGACGACGGUCCCAUACCGGAAAUACUCCGGGAAACUCUGAGAAACCGGCAGCUUUUCGGUGGAAAAAUGCCGAAAGCAAUGUAUAUAAACGCUACGGGCACGAAUCCUACUGGCAUCAUUAUACCUCUAAAUAGACGGAAGGAGAUUUACAGGAUAGCCUGCGAGUACAAUUUCCUGCUCCUCGAUGACGAUCCUUAUCAUUUCAUACAUUUUGACAAGGAAGAGCCUAAGUCCUUCUUAUCGCUUGAUACAGAAGGUCGAGUGAUUAGGUUUGAUUCAUUCUCGAAAGUGAUCAGCAGUGGCAUCAGAUUGGGUUUUAUAACUGCUCCAACUCCGCUGGUAGCCUCUGUAGAACUUCAUUUGCAGAGCAGUCACCUUCAUGCUCCUACCUUAUCGCAGGUGAUAAUGUACAAGCUGAUGAAGACCUGGGGUUACGAGGGCCUGAUGAAACAUUACAUGAAUAUAAGGUGCUUCUACAAGAAACGGAGAGACGAAAUCUCAAAGUUGGCACACAAACAUUUGAACGGUCUAGCGGACUUUAACGUUCCAAAAGGUGGAUUCUUUUUAUGGAUUAAAGUACCAGGAAUCAAUAAUACAUGGAAGAUGAUAAUGGAGCGGGGCAUAACGGAUGGCGUUAUUAUGGCGCCAGGAGCUGCGUUUAUGAAAAACGCGAAAUCCUGCAACGCCAUCAGAGCAAGUUUUGCCAAGGCUUCCUAUGAGGAAAUGGAUUUGGCGCUAGAGCGAUUGGCACAAUUAAUUCGGACGGAGUUAGCCGAAAAUUAUAUUAAAAAUAUUGAUACGUGAUGGUAUAUUUGUACAUAUAUUAUCAAUGGAUAAUAUUUGUACAUGACUACACGGUUGAUAUACGGAAGCUAACAACAUCAGUUGAUAAUAAAAUAGAGAUCUAGAGGUGAAAAGAUAUUAUCAAUUAAGUGAAACAUUGAAUGCUAUAAAAGGAGAUCAUACCACACAUCGAUAGUAUUGAGCAAGUUAUGUUAGAUUGAAAUUACACAAAUUGUCCUUUAUAAAACGUAGAACGUAGAACGUAGUCUCGAGUUUCGAUAACAGAGGACAUUGCAUUACUAAAGUAGUUUGUAAAUUAAGUUUUAAGUUUAGUUAAAAUUUUAAGAACUCUGAAUUUUUUUAUAUAACGCGAGCUUUUAAAAGAUAUUGAUAUUUAUAGGCAUAUUUUAUUUUUAUUAAAAAUAAAAAGAAAGUUUUCUACACGAUUUCAUAUAACAACAUGUGUAAAAGUAAACGUAAACUUUUAUAACAACAGUAUAAUAAUAGCUCAACAUUAAUCUCAUAAAAUCUUUAUAAAUGCGCAUAUUAUUAAGCAUAUUAAAUUAAAUUAGUAAAUUAAUUUAAUACAUUAAAAUUUUUUAAAUUUCAAGUACGUUAAAAAUCGUUACAUUCAAGUAAAUUAUUUUUAUAUUUCUACUUAAAUUUGUGUAGAAAAACGUGAUUAAUUAUUUAAUUAUACUUUUAUAUUUUUAUAUUUAUACAUUUUUUGUAUUCAAUUUUAUAUUCAAUUUUUUAAAUGUGUUAAUUUAUAUUAUUAAGUACUCACAAGAAAUGUAAUUGGAAACCAUUGCUUUAUUUUUAUUAUUUAAAUAGACCAUAUUUAGAAGUAAGUUAAACAUUUAAUUAAGAAACUUUUUACAAAAUAUAUUAUACUUAAAAUUGUGUGAAUAAUGUUUGUAUACAUGUUAUAUAUAAAUAAAGAUUUGUUUCAUUAUAA